Messenger RNA from Ceutorhynchus assimilis (cabbage seed weevil), 1836 nucleotides. NCBI's taxonomy places the organism in Eukaryota, Metazoa, Arthropoda, Insecta, Coleoptera, Curculionidae. The record is from the annotation of a GenBank genome assembly.
UGAGAAAGUGAGGACAAAAAAUUCAGUGCAACUUCUAGAAAAGUGUGGCAAUUAACCAUUUUAUUCCGGAUAUGGAAAAUGUAACUAGUUGAAUCGUAUAUACUGUAGAAAAACAGUUAGUUCGUUUUCAAAAAUGUGCGUUAAUGAGAUUAAUAUGGAAAAAGACACCAUGGACAAAGGGCCUUGUUUCGGCAGUAGACAUGUACAAAUGAUAUUGUACUUUCUAUUGAACAUGUUCUCGUACGCUUUGAGAUCAGUACUAUCUGUGGCCAUAGUGGCAAUGAAUGAUCGCAAAAUAACUAAAAAUCAAAAUAUUCCUUCAUAUCUCUGGGACGAUCAAAGUGUGAUUUUAUCGUCGUUCUAUUGGGGAUAUGUGGUUUGUCAGCUUCCAGCAGCAUAUUUUGGUAAAAAAUAUGGUGUAAAAUGGAUUCUAGUUGGUUCAACCAUAUUGGAUUCGUUAUCCUGCAUUCUUAUCCCAACAAUGGCCACUCUCCUAGGCUCAAAAGGGGUAAUUUUAUGCCGGGUUUCUCAGGGUUUAGCCCAAGGCUUUCUGUUACCAUCAGUACACACGCUUUUAGGGCAUUGGGCGCCACCUACCGAACGAUCCAGAAUUGGAACUUUUGCUUAUGCAGGUGGUGUUUUUGGAACAAUCCUGUCAAUGUCGGUCACAGGUUUGAUUUGCUCCGGCUGGUUGGGAUGGCCUUUUUCGUUUUACAUUUGGGGAGCUUUCGGGCUCAGCUGGAGUUUUAUUUGGAUGAUUUUUGGAUUCGAUUGUCCAAGGACGCAUAAUAGUAUUUGCGAAAAAGAGCGGGAUUAUAUUGAAAAAAGUUUGGGACAAACUGAAAAAAAGUAUCGCGCAGUACCUUGGAAAGGCAUAUUCAAAUCUUCUCCUGUUUGGGCCUUAAUUGUAACAAAUGCUGGCAUUAAUUGGGGUAGUACUGUCUUGUUAACUCAAACACCUACUUAUUUAAGUAAAAUACUUAAAUUUGAUAUAAAAGCGAACGCACUGUUAUCCUCAUCACCAUAUUUAGCCAUGUGGAUAUUGUCGUUCCUUUUCAGUACUAUUUGUGAUUGGAUAAUAAAUAACAACUGGGUCACUAGAGGUGUAGCAAGAAAGAUUUUCAACAGUAUUGGUACCAUUUGUCCAGCAAUCGGUCUUCUUUAUCUUGGAUUCGUAACAAAUGCCUAUAUGGCUGUUUUGAUUUUGGUGCUAGUAGGAGGCACAAUUGGAGCAGGAUUUUGUGGAUUUCAAGUUAACCACAUUGAUUUGUCACCAAACCACUCAGGAGUUUUGAUGGGCCUGACCAACGGAUUCACAAGUACUUUUAGCAUUGUUUCACCUUUGGUUGUACAAUUUGUUGUUACAGAUCAGACUAAUCAAUCUCAGUGGAUGACAAUCUUCAUGAUUACCGCAGCAGUAUAUGCCCUUACAGAUAUAGUUUUCAUAUGUUUAGCUUCUGGUGAAGUCCAGGAUUGGAACGAAAGUGAUGAAAAGACUGAGUCGAGUACAAAUCGAAUUUCUAAUAAUAACGCAUAAUUUUAAAAUGAUGUAUAUUAUUUAUUAUUUAAUUUAGCAAAUCAAUAUAUAUACGUUUUAUUUGAAUCCAUCCUGGCCAUUUUAGCCCACACUUUGCGACCCAGAUUAUUACUUAUACAAAUAUUGGAAAGAGGACAAAUAUAUUUUGUCCUAUAAAGCCGUAGGACGUAAUGAUACGCCUUUGCGAAAUUUAUAGGUAUGCAAAUCGAGUUUAUUAGAAAUAAUUUAUAAACAAUGUUCUGGUAUUUUUUUUUAAAUCGCUACUUAAAUAACAAACAAUUUGUCUUUGUGAAAUAAAU